UGUACUUUUGUUGUCAUCAGCGGGCCGUAGCAGCAGAAUGAAUCAGCCGACGUGAGAGUCGUUUGGAUUACAACGGUGCUGUUGUGGAGGGCUAACUUUAGCUAAACCUUUAGCUUCCUGUUAGGCAUUAGGGAUUACGCUUGUCAAACGAGAGAGAUUUGAGUACUAAAGCGACGUUAUUUAAAAUUUGCUAGUCUUCUAAAUCGGGAAAUGACAUUAAAACCCGCACGUGCUCUAGAAAAAUUGGGUAAAUCUAACUAACGUGAGAUGGCUAGCUAAUGUGUCAUCAACUUAUUUAUCUCCUAACUUGGUCUUUUCACGGGCCUUAGCUGCCGCUACAUGUCACUGAGCUACCGGGAGAUUGCUAGCCCGGCGUUUAGCUAGACACCGCAACAACGACCAGUUUAAAUAAGAAUUAAAGUGAAAGGAAAUAACAUUGCUAGCGUAGUUAAGCUAACCAGUUCGAACUUGUAAUAUGAAAAAAUCACAAUCCGAUAAGUUGGGCUUUGUUUCUCAAAAAGAUAUAGUUUACAACAAACUUUUGCCAUACGCGGACAAGCUAGAUGAUGAAUCUAACGAUAUUUUGAGCAAAAUUAAAGGAAAUUUGGGCAGAGCUGUGCAACUUAGAGAAAUAUGGCCCGGUGUUUUGUUUUGGACAAGAAAACUUUCCACGUAUAUGAGACUCUAUGGACGGAAGUUCAGCAAAGAAGAUCAUGUACUGUUCAUAAAGCUGCUCUAUGAGCUAGUGACGAUCCCUAGACUGGAGAUCAGCAUUAUGCAGGGUCUUGCACGACUUCUAAUCAACCUUCUCAAAAAGCGAGAGCUACUGUCAAGAGAGGAUCUUGAGUUGCCGUGGAGACCACUGUAUGAGCUGCAUGACAGGAUUCUUUUCUCAAAGACGGAGCAUCUGGGCCUCAACUGGUUUCCAAACUCAGUGGAAAGUGUUUUAAAGACGCUCAUAAAAAGCUGCAGACCAUACUUCUCAGAGGAUGCUACUCAGGAGAUGCUGGAUGAGUGGAGACCCCUUCUCUGUCCCUUCGAUGUCACCAUGCAAAGAGCAAUCAGUUACUUUGAGCUCUUUUUACCCACAACUCUUCCCCCUGAGCUUCACCAUAAAGGAUUCAAGUUAUGGUUUGACGAGCUCAUCACCCUUUGGGAGUCGGUGCAAAAUCUUCCAGGAUGGGAAGUUCACCUGGUCAACCUCUUUGCUAGGUUGGCUAAUGACAACAUUGGCUACAUUGAUUGGGACCCAUAUAUUCCUAAGAUUUUCACAAAAAUCUUGAGAAGCUUAAAUCUUCCUGUGGGAACCAGUCAGAUCUUGGUACCCCGUUACGUCACCAAUGCCUACGACAUCGGACAUGUGGUGUUUUGGGUUUCAUCACUCUUGGGAGGACCUAGCAAGCAAGCUCAAGCGCAGCUCAGUGGCCUUUUCAAUAGCAUCACAUCCUUUUUCCACCCAUCAAACCAUGGCCGCUGGCUGAUGAAGCUCAUGAAGCUGCUGCAACGCCUUCCAGCAAGUGUGGUCCGGAGGCUCCACAGAGAGCGCUAUCGAAAACCUUCUUGGCUAACACCAAUACCAGAAAGCCACAAGCUUACCGAGGAAGAUAUCACGGAGUUUGUAAAGAGCAUGAUGCAGCCAGUUCUGCUCGCCAUGUUCAGCAAGACUGGUAGUCUCGAUGCUGCCCAGGCGCUGCAAAACCUUGCUUUGAUGAGACCUGAGCUGGUUAUCCCCCCUGUGCUUGAGAAAACAUAUCCUGCCCUGGAAACCCUGACGGAGCCCCACCAGCUGACAGCCACUCUGAGCUGCAUGAUCGGCGUCGCACGGAGUUUAGUGUCGGGCGGGGAGCGCUUCCCUGAGGGGCCAACUCACAUGCUGCCCCUGCUCAUAAGAGCCCUACCAGGCGUGGACCCCAAUGACUUCAGCAAGUGCAUGAUCACAUUCCAGUUCAUUGCUACGUUUGUGACUCUAGUGCCUUUGGUGGACUGUUCGACUGCCCUGCACGAAAGAACAGACUUGACAGAGGUGGAUAGAGAACUGUGCUCUGCCUCAGCUGAGUUUGAAGAUUUUGUGCUUCAGUUCAUGGACAGAUGCUUUGCUCUGAUAGACAGCAGCACUCUUGAACAAACAAGAGAAGAAACCGAAACAGAAAAAAUGACUCAUCUGGAGAGUCUGGUGGAGCUCGGACUGUCCUCCACCUUCAGCACCAUCCUUACUCAGUGCUCCCUGGAAAUCUUUAAGGUGGCUUUGGAAAAAGUCUUUAACUUUGCGACCACAAACAUCUUUGAGACGCGCGUGUCUGGCAGAAUGGUGGCUGACAUGUGUCGAGCCACUGCCAAAUGUCAUCCAGCAGAGUCACUCAAGCUGUUUGUGCCACACUGCUGCAAUGCCAUAAACCAAAUUGCUGUCAAUGAGGAAGUGUUAAAUGACGAAGAGCUUGACAAAGAGUUGCUGUGGAAUCUGCAGCUGCUUUCCGAGGUUUCUCGGGUGGACGGAGACAAGCUCUUGCUGUAUCGCUCUGACCUGCUUCAGAUUUUGCAGUUGACCCUCCGUCUGAAGUGUAAGCAGGGUUACACUUUGGCGUGCAACCUGUUGCACCACAUCCUUCGCUCUACUGCCCUCAUCUACCCCACAGAGUACUGCAGUGUACCUGGAGGUUUCCAUCAGCCAGUCGGUGACUACCUCCCAAUUAGGGACUGGGGGCGGCCUGGGGACUUGUGGAACUUGAAUAUCCAGUGGCAUGUUCCCAGUGUUGAGGAGACCUCUCUGGCUUUUUAUUUGCUGGACCUGAUUCUCCAGCCUGAACUUCAGCGGCUUCGGAGAUUUGCAGCAGGCGAACAGGACAUGAGCAGAGACGACGUCCUAAAAAGUCUCACCAUUGUUCAUCACUGUCUUCUGGGAGCGGGCAGCUUGAUGCCUCCACUAACAGGGGAGCCCAUUCCAGAUUUGGUUUGUAGCAUGGUAAAUCUGGAUGAGACCACCUUGUACACAGGAAUGGAAUAUGAUCAGACCAGAGAGAACUACAGAGAUGCUAUCUGCAGUGUGAUGAGGCAGCUGCUUCAUUAUAUUCUGGAGCACUCUGAAGAUGACACCAAAUCUCUUUUUUUGAUCAUUAAGAUUGUCAGUGACCUCCUACACUUUAAAGGUUCUCACAAGCACGAGUUUGACUCCCGCUGGAAGAGUUUUAACCUUGUAAAAAAAUCAAUGGAAAACAGGCUUCAUGGCAGAAAACAACACAUCAGAGCUUUGCUCAUUGACAGAGUCAUGCUGCAGCAUGAGCUGAGAAAACUGACGAUGGAAGGGUGUCAGUACAGGAGCAUUCAUCAGGAGCUGAUGAGAGGUCUGUUGAGGCUUUCUACCAGUAGAUAUAGUCAGGUACGCAGCAGAGCUCAAAGUGUGCUCUUCACCGCGCUGGGAACCUACAACUUCUGCUGCAGAGAUUUGAUCCCUCAUGUUCUUGAGUUUCUCAACCCAGACAACAGCAGUGUCACUCAGCAGCAAUUCAAAGGUGCCUUGUACUGCCUUCUAGGGAACCACAGUGGAGUUUGCCUGGCUAAUCUCCAUGACUGGGAGUGCAUUUCUCUGACAUGGCCUGCCAUCGUGCGCUCUGGUCUGAGUUCUGCCAUGUCUUUGGAGAAGCCCUCUAUUGUGCGGCUCUUUGAUGAUCUUGCAGACAAGAUUCAUCGCCAGUACGAGACCAUUGGCAUCGACUUCUCUAUCCCAGAUGACUGCUGUGCUCUGGCAAAGACACUCAUGACUGCAGGAAAUCCAUUACCGGAGGCUCUUAUCCCCUCUGAGGAAGAGGAGGCUGAAGGUCUAAAAAGACAGAGGCAUAAGAACUCUGAAUCUGUAGAAAAAUACCAACAGCUCAUUAGUGAUCUGCUGGACUGCCUUGGCAACAGGAACAUGCCUUGGAAGUUUGAACACAUUUCAAUCGGCUUCCUGUCUUUGUUGUUGAGAGAUGACCACCAGCUUCCACCUGCAGCUGUUACAUUCUUUGUGAAAAGCCUUAACCAUGAUUCCCUUUAUGUUCGCAAGGUGGCGAUAUCAGCUGUGGCUGGGGUCAUGAAGCAAAUUAAGAAACCGCAUAAGAAAGUUCCGGUCAGCCCUUCUGAGCUUUGUGAAAUGAAGGACACAAAGACGGUUGUCGCAGGGGACCGUCCAGACAACCAGUGGCUCCAGUACAACAGCAGCAAACUUCCAUUAAAACAGGAAGACUGGGAUGCUUGUGUUUUUGUGGAAAAAACUCACUGGGGAUACUACUCUUGGCCAAGAAAACUGAUGGUUUAUGCACCAGAAAAGGAGCAGCCCAAGCAGAACCUGUGCAAAGAGGAAAUGGCAGAGCGGGAGCAGAUCAUCUUUGAUCAUUUUUCAGAUCCCAUAUUCAUAAAUCAGUUCAUAGAGUUUCUGUCUCUCGAAGACCGGAAGGGCAAGGACAAGUUCAGCCCUCGCAGAUUCUGUUUGUUUAAGGGCUUGUUCCGUAAUUUUGGGGAUGCCUUUCUGCCUGUGUUGCGGCCUCACAUGGAGCGGCUGGUCACAGACUCUCAUGAGAGUAAGCAGCGCUGCGUUGCAGAGAUCAUCUCUGGAUUGAUCAGAGGAUGCAAACACUGGAGCUUCUCAAAGGUGGAGAAUCUGUGGGGGGUGUUGUGUCCUUUGCUACACACAGCUUUGUCAAAUAUAACAAUAGAAACAUAUGCAGAUUGGGGCACAUGCAUUGCCACCGCUUGUGAAAGCAGAGACCCACGCAAGCUUCACUGGCUGUUCGAAAUGCUGAUGGAAUCUCCGGUCAACGGAGAGGGCGGCUCUUUUGUAGAUGCUUGUCGCCUGUACGUGCUACAGGGAGGUCUGGCCCAGCAGGAGUGGCGCGUACCAGAGCUUCUGCACAGAUUGCUGCAAUAUUUGGAGCCCAAACUCACUCAGGUCUACAAGAAUGUACGAGAGCGAAUUGGCAGCGUGCUCACGUACAUCUUCAUGAUUGAUGUCAACUUGCCGUUCACUCAGCCAACUACCUCCCCGCGCAUCGCAGACUUCACAGAGCGAAUGCUGUUGCAGCUGAAGCCUCUAAUGGAGGGGGAUGAGGAAAUCCAGAACCAUGUUGUGGAGGAGAAUGAGGUGGGGGAGCAGGAUGAGAGGACACAAGCAAUCAAGUUGCUCAAAACAGUGCUCAAGUGGCUGAUUGCAAGUGCUGGGCGCUCUUUCACCACCGCUGUCCCGGAGCAGCUACGACUGCUCCCUCUGCUCUUUAAGAUCGCUCCAGUUGAGAAUGAUGACAGUUAUGAUGAACUGAAGAGAGACGCAAAGACUUGUCUUUCCUUGAUAUCUCAGGGACUCCUCUACCCAGAGCAGAUUCCGAUGGUCCUAACUGUAUUGAAAGAGAUUGCUGGCAGCAGCUCUUGGCAUGCCCGGUACACAGUGCUGACGUACCUCCAGAUCAUGGUCUUUUACAACCUGUUCACCUUCAUGAGUGACCAGAAAGCUGUGAAUGAUGUACGUGGACUUGUGAUCAAACUGCUGGAAGACGAGCAGCUCGAGGUUCGAGAAAUGGCUGCCACUACUCUUAGUGGCUUCCUUCAGUGCAACUUCCUGUCCAUGGAUGCUCCGAUGCAGGCGCACUUUGAGGCUCUCUGCAAAACACGUUUGCCAAAGAAGAGGAAAAGAGAGCUUGGCUCUGUGGUAGAUACCAUACCCUCUGCUGAUCUGAUGCGUCGCCAUGCCGGUGUGCUUGGUUUAAGUGCUUGCAUUCUCUCCAGCCCAUACGAUGUUCCCACCUGGAUGCCCCAGCUUUUAAUGGACCUGAGUGCUCACCUUAAUGAUACGCAACCCAUUGAGAUGACAGUAAAGAAAACUCUGUCAAACUUCCGCCGCACUCACCAUGACAACUGGCAGCAACAUAAACAACAGUUCACAGAUGAUCAGCUGUUGGUCCUCACCGAUCUGCUCGUCUCCCCGUGUUAUUAUGCCUAAAACCAGUUUGGGAUGAUCCCAGACAUCAGACACCAGCUUGGAGAUCAGACUCCGUUCCUGACUGAAUAACUAAUUGGAUGAAACAGGAAACCAGGGCAGAUCUGGAAGAAAUAAAGCUGUGCACUGCAUUAGGAUUUGUGACACAUGAUUGAAACGUGUGUAAAAGAAUUUAGCGCAUUUAUGUUUUUACUAUACUUAAUAUUUAAGGAUCAAUCAUGGCAGGGAGGACCUGCAGUUUGUAACAUUACUGUACAGAUAUAUUUUCCCCCUUUCUUUGUGGCUUGUUUUUAUGCAUGUACACGUUUCUACACGUGUGCUUGUUAAUGGGAUGGUUUAGGACACCACAUGUUUCUCAGGAUUCUAUCCCAUGAAAAGACAGGAUGUCCAGUGCAGGAAACGCAUUUUAACAUCUUCCAGUGGUGAAGUAUUUGCUACAAGCCACAGAGAUUUCAUGAUUUCAAAAAAUGGUCUUUCAACAUACUUUUUGAGUGACUGAUCUGUAUGGGAUGAAUACAUGAUGUAUGUAUAAAAUCAUAAAUCACAAGUAUGCACAAACUCUUAUUUAUUUAGUUUUUUUUUUUUUUUGGAAUUGUUGAUUUUAUUUUCUUUUUCAUUGUAUCUUUGAUAUGUACAUGGGUUAGUUUUUAGCAGUGGAGCCAAUCAUCACUACUCUUUGACAAAACAAAGGACAGGGAGAGUGCAGAGCUCCCCUCAUGUGCUGUGUGAUGCUUUUAUUGUGAAAACCGGAAGAGUUAAAUCAAUGUCAUGCACCUGGGUGCACGGGAAAAGAAGCCAAAAUGCCUGUCCAAAAAUGGUGACCUCCCUUCUCCGACCAGUUCUGUUUGACUUUUCUUAAAACCCAACAGGAGGACAAUGCAAAAGUUCUUUGGCUCGUGUGUGUUUUGGACUUGAAACCAAUCUAAAAAUAAAAGCAUUUAGUACCUCACGUAAAUAUAGUGUAGUGCCAAAACUGCAGGUUUUUCUUUUCCUUUCUUUUUUUUCUCCCUUGUUGAAAGAAAGUACAAUAAAUUGUUUUUGACUAAACUAUUUGUUUUGUUUACCAGUUUGUCUGAAAACAUCACAAGUAAUUUGAUCAUAACAUUUUGUUAGAGUAAAAUAUGAACAAUAUUAAUGGUGAGACAGAAGUCAAUUUCUCCAGAGGAGAACCUUUUGCAGGAUAAAAAUUGCAAAACAGGUCUGAGCUCUGUCUGCAAAGGACAGCUUCUGCACUUUGCUGGUUAAAAAAAAAAUACACUAGACAUUGCAAACAAUGUGCAAAUAGGUGAAUAGAUCAGGAACUAAAAACAAAUAUGACUCGUGGAAUACCGCAAGGAUCGAUAUUGGGCCCCAAAUUAUUUUUUAUAUAUUUGUGAUAUUUGUAAUGUGUCAAACAUAUUAAAAUUAUUUGGUUUUGCAAAUGAUAUAAAGCAAUUGUUUGGUGUGGCAAUGACUGAACUAUUAAAAAAGCAAACUGUGGUAUGACAAAAAGAAAUGACUAACAUCUAUACAAAACCAGACAAAGUUGAAGUUGAUAAUUAAGUACACACAAAAAAAUAGAUGAGAUUAAAUACCUAUGUAAUAUAAUGGAACCAAAAA
Messenger RNA from Oryzias melastigma (Indian medaka), 7558 nucleotides. RefSeq names its product proteasome activator subunit 4a (gene psme4a). NCBI's taxonomy places the organism in Eukaryota, Metazoa, Chordata, Actinopteri, Beloniformes, Adrianichthyidae. The coding region runs from base 476 to 5962 and encodes 1828 amino acids. Gene Ontology annotation, biological process: proteasomal ubiquitin-independent protein catabolic process. The record is from RefSeq and is a predicted model, not a curated record. Gene Ontology annotation, molecular function: peptidase activator activity; proteasome binding. Gene Ontology annotation, cellular component: spermatoproteasome complex; nucleus; cytosol. The transcript has 47 exons.